Aplosporella prunicola CBS 121167 is the source of this 2398-nucleotide messenger RNA. RefSeq lists its product as uncharacterized. Gene Ontology annotation, molecular function: oligopeptide transmembrane transporter activity. Bases 22 to 2295 code for a protein of 757 amino acids. The transcript has 3 exons. Gene Ontology annotation, cellular component: fungal-type vacuole membrane. The record is from RefSeq and is a predicted model, not a curated record. NCBI's taxonomy places the organism in Eukaryota, Fungi, Ascomycota, Dothideomycetes, Botryosphaeriales, Aplosporellaceae.
CCCGCCUCUCCUCUCUUCACCAUGGCGCCCGACAGAGGUUCGUCGCCCGACAGGGACCUCUCGCCUACGACACCCAUGCUCUCGCGUACCCCAGCCUCCGACCCCAUCGCCGACGCUCGUCGCGACGGCGCAUCCACAUCCGCAUCUGCGACCCCCACUGUUGCCCAGGCACAGCGUCGCAAUGCCCAGGACACACUGGCGGCGCGCGCGUCGGCACCACAGAACUUCACGCUGCGCGGCGUGCUCGUCGGCCUCGCCAUCGGCAUCGUCAUCUGCUUCUCCAACAUGUACUUUGGCCUGCAGACGGGCUGGGUUAGCAGCAUGGCCAUGCCCUCGGCUUUGCUGGGCUUCGCUUGGUUCCGGCUCGUAUCGAAACAUCUGCGGCUCCCCUUCUCACCUGUCGAAAACGUCCUCAUACAAUCGGUGGCUGGUUCGGUCGGAACGGGACCACUGGGCUGCGGCUUCGUUGGGGUGGUACCCGCGUUGCAGUACUUGUUGAAGCCAGAAGAGAAUGGACCUCUGGACAUCGGCUUAUGGAAGCUGGUGCUCUGGGCCGUAGGCAUAUGCUUCUUUGGUUGCGUCUUUGCGGUGCCUUUGAGGAGGCAAGUCAUCAUCCGGGAGAAACUCAAGUUCCCGAGCGGGACGGCUACGGCACUCAUGAUCGGGGUAUUGCACGGAGAUCAGGGCAAGGGUGCAGUGAUCCUGCAGGAUGACAACAAAACGGCGAGAGGGACCUCUGAAGAGAACGAAGAGGAAGUUCAUCUCCUUGCUGGUGGUGCAUCGACUGCGCCUGCCGGGGAUGAGUCUCCGCUGCAGACCUACCCGGAACAGACAUAUGACGACGAAUCAGGGACCGGUCUAGACCAAAGCAGUGAUUGGAGGGCUAAGAUAAGGCUACUGAUUGUAUCUUUUGGGGUCUCCGCUGUCUAUACCAUCUGUACCUAUUUCGUCCCCCAACUCCGUCAUCUUCCUAUUUUUGGCUUGACGCUCGCAAAGGACUGGUUGUGGACGCUCAACCCUUCACCGGCCUACAUCGGGCAAGGAAUUAUUAUGGGCCCUGAGACCACGCUGCACAUGCUUCUCGGUGCCGUUCUGGGCUGGGGGAUCUUGUCGCCCUUGGCCAAGCACAAAGGCUGGGCCCCCGGCCCAGUUAGUGAUUGGGAAACAGGUAGCAAAGGCUGGAUUGUCUGGGUCAGUCUAUCCAUCAUGCUGGCGGACUCGCUCGUCAGUCUUGGCUGGCUUGUCCUCAGACCACUUGUCGGUUACGGUCGGCUUUGGUUGCCACGGCUGCAGGAUCGUGUACGACGUGGGUCGUGGAGGGACGUCUUCUCCUUUGAAGCCAGCUCGCUCAAGGGAUAUUCGGCAAUUAGAGAUCAUUCCGACCAGGGCAGCGGCAAAGAUACAGCAGCUUCCGCCGAAGUGGAUGCUCCUCCGGAGCACCUCAUCUCGACGCGCACCACUCUUAUCGGCCUUGUAUUGUCUCUGGCCCUCAGCAUUGGUGCGGUGCACUAUGUUUUCGGUAACCUCGUUCCAAUAGGUCUCAAUAUCCUUUCUCUCCUCCUUGCAUUGUUGCUUUCCAUUAUGGGGGUGAGAGCCCUCGGCGAGACCGAUCUCAACCCCGUUUCAGGUAUCUCCAAGCUCACGCAGCUAUUGAUCGCCAUUGCCAUCCCGCACGCAUCCACAAACAAGAAUGCUGUCGUCAUCAACCUUGUAGCCGGCGCCAUAACCGAGUCGGGGGCUCUCCAGGCAGGAGACCUGUUGCAGGACCUGAAGACAGGCCACCUGCUAGGAGCCGCGCCCAACGCGCAGUUUUGGGGCCAGAUGAUUGGAUCGGCUGUCGGGGCUGUGCUCUCGGCGUUUGUGUACAAGCUGUACACCAGCGUGUAUGAUGUUCCCGGGAAGUUGUUCGAGAUCCCCACGGGGUUCGUCUGGAUCUUCACGGCGAGGCUGGUCACGGGCAAAGGGCUGCCGGCGAUGGUUGCACAGUGGGCGAUCGGCGCAGGGUUGGUCUUUGCGCUUGGUACGGCGGCGAGGGUGUGGGAGGCUGGCAGGCAAGGCGGAAGGAAGUGGACGAGAUUUGUUCCAGGGGGGAUAGCGGUAGCAGUGGGCAUGUACAACACUCCGUCGUUUACGCUGGCGCGGGCGGUUGGCGGCAUGGUGAGUCUCUGGUGGCGACGGUACAGGGGCAGGCAGGAAACGCCGGUGAUAGUGCUGGCAUCGGGACUGAUCCUGGGUGAGGGGCUGUUCAGCAUCGUGAACUUGUGUCUGGCGAGCGCCGGAGUACCUCACACGUGAAAGUAGACAAAUGGAAGUCGAGGAUGGCGGAGUCUGCUCCGCGCGCCAGAUGAUUGGUCGGGCCCGGCUCCGGGCGUGGCGGGCAGCGGACGGAGUAUACUCC